Molecule: messenger RNA, 657 nt
Organism: Mizuhopecten yessoensis (Yesso scallop)
Lineage: Eukaryota; Metazoa; Mollusca; Bivalvia; Pectinida; Pectinidae
Product: serine/threonine-protein phosphatase 2A activator-like
Exons: 6
Coding region: 31-642 (203 amino acids)
Biological process (GO): mitotic spindle organization
Cellular component (GO): nucleus; protein phosphatase type 2A complex; cytoplasm
Molecular function (GO): peptidyl-prolyl cis-trans isomerase activity; protein tyrosine phosphatase activator activity
Source: RefSeq, a predicted model, not a curated record
AUCGUGGUCACUCUAGCGUUUUAUUUAAAAAUGGCGGAUGCAGAUAAGACCGACGAACCGCCGGUUCAAGAAGAACUAAAAGAAGAAGUGCCUGCCAAAACAGAAGACAGACAGAGUGAUACUUUUGACAUCAAGUCUCACACAUUUGAGAUCCCAAACAAAAAAGUCAGUCUACCAACAGAUGUACCAGCAUGGGAAGCAUCAGAGGCUUACAAGGACAUUGUUGGUUUCAUCUGUGCAGUAAGCGAAGCUGUCAAGUCCAAGAAGAUCAGAGACUCGUAUUCUAUUUCUGAGACCACUACCAGACUAGUGAAUCUCUUGGACACCAUGAGCCAGUGGGUUGACGAGAUUCCACCGAUAGAUCAGCCUCAGCGGUUUGGUAACAAGGCAUUCAAAGAUUUUUAUGACCGUCUCAAGGAUAGAAGUGAGACACUGUUGAAGGAUGUUCUAGAUGAAAAGUUCCAUGCAGCUAUUCCUGAGAUUGCUGUGUAUCUACAAGAGGGAAUAGGCAAUGGCACUCGAAUAGAUUACGGAACAGGACAUGAGCUGUCCUUUGUGGCCUUCCUGUGCUGUCUGUUUAAGAUAGGAGCACUACAGGAGGAGGAUGCUGUGCCUGUUGCCCUACAGGUGUUUCAAAGGUAGAGUAUGUCACCUGAU